UCUCCACCGUUGCUCAACUCCUCCGAGACCAAAAUUGCUGGACCUGGUCGGGGAAGGAACGCGUAACAAGCCACGCUACGCAAGAUGCACCGGAACCCUCGCGCCGUCAUCCGCGCCGCCGUCUCCCUCACUCGCCCGGCCGCCGCCCCUACCGCGGCGGCCGUCCAAACCCUGCCUAAAGCGACGCCCUCGCCCGCGCUUGCGGCGUGGCGGCCACUCCCUGAGGCGGCGCCGUUGGGCAGCGGCAGCAGCCGACGCCGCUCCUUCUCCUCCUCAUCCGCGGCGGACUACGGCAAGGAUGUGGACGAGGUGAACCGCAAGUUCGCGGAGGCGCGGGAGGAGAUCGAGGCGGCCAUGGAGAGCAAGGAGACGGUCUACUUCAACGAGGAGGCCUCCAUCGCGCGCGACGCCGCCAACGAGGCGCUCGACGCCUUCGACGCGCUCCUGGCGCGCCUCCCGCCCGCUGACGCCGACGCGCUCCGCCGCUCCAUGGGGCUCAAGAUGGAGCAGCUCAAGGCCGAGCUCAAGCAGCUCGAGGAUUAGGCUGCCGAAAGGUUUGAGUUUUGGGAGGAAAAUUGGGCGUAAUGUUUGGUUAUACACCUGUUCUUUUGAGAAUUGAGAUAGAGAUUCCUAGAUGUACCGCUUGGUGAAUAAAUUUAGCCCAACUAUCAGUUGCAUUGCCUGUUUGUUCUUGAGCUCUUCCAGGUGAGUGGAGAUCCGGAGCUAAUUUGUACUGUGCCUGGUUUACCAACUUUCCUUGAUUGGCUACUGUUGUAGCCUUGUAGGCCUUACAUUGAUUAUGAUAGGAGAAUCUAAACCAAUGCGUUCCUGUGUUUGGAUUAAGCUUCAUUUGCAUUUGUUCUGGCUUAA
This is a messenger RNA of Sorghum bicolor (sorghum), 870 nucleotides long. RefSeq lists its product as uncharacterized. NCBI's taxonomy places the organism in Eukaryota, Viridiplantae, Streptophyta, Magnoliopsida, Poales, Poaceae. The transcript has a single exon. The record is from RefSeq and is a predicted model, not a curated record. The coding region runs from base 85 to 543 and encodes 152 amino acids.